AUGGGCUUUCUUGGCAUCAUUCCAGCAUCCAAGCUCGCCGCUUUCUACGACCCCAAAACCCAACAACUGACUCUGUCAGCCGAAGGCACUGUGGAAGAAUACACAGGCAACUUCCGGUUUAGACAGGUUCCCUGGAUGGGCGGUUUCAAAUUCUAUCUCGAAGCCUGGACUGGCCCGCUAACUAGCCAUACUCAGCAUUACGCUUUUGAUCAGAGCUUCAAGCUCUCCAUGGUUCCAUUUCCUAAGGAUGUCAUCGUUGUCGAUGCAAACAAUCCCAAUGGAGUUCCAGUUGAAAUCCACUUUGGGGGUCAUAAUGACCCUGCAAGCAAGCCUACUUCUGCCGCACCGUCCAGCAGUGAUGGGAAGGCCGUCCAGGAACUUCCGGCUCCACCACAAGACACUAUUAAUGUCUUGUACAAGUGGCCGUUCGAAGUCCAGCACGCAGCGGAGGUCCCCAAAAUGGGCUUUAUCAAUAUAGACUUCGACAAGCGCUUCCUUGAAAUCGAGAGUGCUUCGAUUAACAAUGGACAAAUCGUCUGGAAAUUCAACUCCCUCGAAACCGGUGACACUCAAAUCAUCAUCAGUGUCAACGGUGGAACUGCCCAAUAUACCUAUCGAAUCGUCAAGGACGUCCGCAUCUUUGUGCUCCCUGAGAUCUUGGAGCCCGGCCCGGUGAUCACACAGGACAAGUGCGAAGCUGAGGCUGAAUCAGCCAUCCUUAGUUUUCUCGGUCGCGUCAAUAUUGCUCGUCGCAAGGUCCUGCAGCAUUACCCGGACGCCGUUUUGUACAAUGUCGAAGCUAGCACCACAGAGCGUCAGGGCGUCACUUCUCCCAAGGCCCUUGGACAUAUGAGGGUUAUGUUCCGCGUGGAGAAGGGUACAGUCACUAUCAAUUCUACUGGAUACGGUAGUUUUGGGGCAGCGGAGUUUAAAUCUGGCAGUAUUUUGGGUAAUGCAAACAUUGACUGGCCCGUGGGAAUGGAUGCAGACGAGGCAGAUCAGAUUCUGAAAAAAGAGGGCUUCAAAGGCCCUUAUACGGCUUUGAAUUUGAUGAAACCUUUGUACCCGGGUUUUACGGACGAUCUUUAUGGCUUUAGAAUGGUGGAUGGUAUUGACAAAUGGGUAAAUACUAAGACUAAGAAGCUGAUUACGGAGUGA
Messenger RNA from Penicillium manginii, 1158 nucleotides. RefSeq lists its product as uncharacterized. Lineage: Eukaryota; Fungi; Ascomycota; Eurotiomycetes; Eurotiales; Aspergillaceae. The record is from RefSeq and is a predicted model, not a curated record. The transcript has a single exon. The coding region runs from base 1 to 1158 and encodes 385 amino acids.